Molecule: messenger RNA, 1878 nt
Organism: Vicia faba (fava bean)
Lineage: Eukaryota; Viridiplantae; Streptophyta; Magnoliopsida; Fabales; Fabaceae
Source: the annotation of a GenBank genome assembly
AUGGCAUCAAUUAUUCCUCCUCUAUCUUUUACACCUAAAAACCCUCAACAAAACCACGAUGUUUUCCUCAGUUUCAGAGGCGAGGACACUCGCUACACUUUCACUAGCCAUCUAUAUGCCGCGUUAACAAGACUUCAAAUCAAAACUUACAUGGACAACGAGCUUGAAAGAGGCGAUGAAAUAUCAACUUCACUUCUCAAGGCAAUCAAUCAUGCAAAAUUAUCAAUAAUCAUCUUCUCAAAAAACUAUGCUUCUUCUAGAUGGUGUUUGGAAGAGCUUGUGAAAAUAUUGGAAUGCAAGAAAAAUGAUGGUCAAAUUUUAGUGCCGAUUUUCUACCAUGUUAACCCAACACAUGUGAGGAAUCAAACGGGAAGCUAUGGAGUUGCUUUGGCAAAGCAUGAAAAACGUAGGGACAUGGAUAAUGUUCAAACAUGGCGGCUAGGUUUGACAGAAGCUGCCAAUUUCUCUGGCUGGGAUUGCUUGGGCACAAGGAAUGAGUCUGAACUAGUGGAACAAAUCGCAAAGGACAUAUUACAAAAGUUGGACUCAAUAACAAGCAGGGGAUUAGAAAGACGCAUCAACACAUACACGCAAAUCGCACAACAAAAACUAGAGAAAUCCCUCCAAACAGACAAUCUUGCGGACAUGGAAGAAUUGAUUACAACAUUGUACCAACUCGCAGAAUUAAAAUUGGAGAAAGCAUCAAGUUUAAAUGAUUCAAGUGUUUGGGGUGAUGUUAUGGCGACACAUGAACAUAUCUUGCAGCUUAAACAAGAAAAAUGGAUGCGUACACAUAGUGCAAAUGAUUUGGAGUCUGAACUAGUGGAACAAAUCGCAAUGGACAUGUUACAAAAGUUAGACUCAAUGACAAGCAGGGGAUUAGAAAGACGCAUCAACACAUACACGCAAAUCGCACAACAAAAACUCGAGAAAUCCCUCCGAACAGGCCUUGCGGACAUGGAAGAAUUGAUUACAACAUUGUACCAACUCGCAGAAUUAAAAUUGGAGAAAGCAUCAAGUUUAAAUGAUUCAAGUGUUUGGGGUGAUGUUAUGGCGACACAUGAACAUAUCUUGCAGCUUAAACAAGAAAAAUGGAUGCGUACACAUAGUGCAAAUGAUUUGGAGUAUGAACUAGUGGAACAAAUCGCAAUGGACAUGUUACAAAAGUUAGACUCAAUGACAAGCAGGGGAUUAGAAAGACGCAUCAACACAUACACGCAAAUCGCACAACAAAAACUCGAGAAAUCCCUCCGAACAGGCCUUGCGGACAUGGAAGAAUUGAUUACAACAUUGUACCAACUCGCAGAAUUAAAAUUGGAGAAAGCAUCAAGUUUAAAUGAUUCAAGUGUUUGGGGUGAUGUUAUGGCGACACAUGAACAUAUCUUGCAGCUUAAACAAGAAAAAUGGAUGCGUACACAUAGUGCAAAUGAUUUGGAGUCUGAACUAGUGGAACAAAUCGCAAUGGACAUGUUACAAAAGUUAGACUCAAUGACAAGCAGGGGAUUAGAAAGACGCAUCAACACAUACACGCAAAUCGCACAACAAAAACUCGAGAAAUCCCUCCGAACAGGCAAUCUUGCGGACAUGGAAGAAUUGAUUACAACAUUGUACCAACUCGCAGAAUUAAAAUUGGAGAAAGCAUCAAGUUUAAAUGAUUCAAGUGUUUGGGGUGAUGUUAUGGCGACACAUGAACAUAUCUUGCAGCUUAAACAAGACAAAUGGAUGCGUACACAUAGUGCAAAUGAUUUGGAGGAUUUAAAGGAUGCAAGGAAUCAUGUGUUGCAUAUUCAGAGGGAGCAGUUCAAUAGGAAGAUGCAGUUUCGUCUUAUUUUGUUAGAAAUCCACCAAAUAUCUAUGAUGAAUUUCUAUCAAUCUUGA